Molecule: messenger RNA, 871 nt
Organism: Pelodiscus sinensis (Chinese soft-shelled turtle)
Lineage: Eukaryota; Metazoa; Chordata; Testudines; Trionychidae
Source: RefSeq, a predicted model, not a curated record
CCGGUGCUGUGCAGAGUCCUGCAUUGGCCGCCACUAUAGUUUAAAAGCCUGGUUUGAGUUUUUUUUUAAGAGUUCUCAGGAAGUCUGGGGGAGGGGCGAUGCAGUUUUUUUGUUUUAGUGGGCCCCUUUGUCGAGAUGGAACAAGAGGAAAGAUCUGUCUGCUCGUUUUGCAUAGACACAUCAGUUAUUCCCAGGGAAACUUCCCAUCGUCUCUAAAAGGGACUGCGCCGGGGUGAGGGACCAGCUCAGAAUGGAGCUGCUAGUGCUGAUCAAUGCCUUGGUUACACGGCUGCUCUUUGUUUUACACUCUCUGGUCGGGGUCUGGAGGGUGACUGAAGUGAAGAAGGAACCCAAGUACUGGCUGCUAGCAUUGCUCAACCUCCUCCUGUGCCUGGAAGCUGGUCUCACCCUCAAGUUUAAGCAAGGCAAAGGCUACAAAUGGUUUUCUCCAGCAAUAUUUUUUUAUCUGAUUAGCACCGUACCAUCCUUAUGGCUACUAGAAACUGAUCCUGAAACUCAGGUAUUUCUUAUAUACUUGAAGGAGAUAUCUGAAAACGGAUUCUUUCAUUCAUGAUUAUUCUGCUAGGUCUUAUUGCCAUUCUUCAUUCCAUUCACUGGUGACUCUAUCAAUGGCGCUCCAAUUCUAGCAACAUCUUUUGGCAACAUUUGGAUUCUAGUUCUAGUUCUACUGUUGAUUUCCUGUGAUUUUGGGCAAGCCUCAGUUUAUCUUUUUAAGAAGUAUGCUUAUACUUACUCCUUUUUGUGAAACAUUGUGUGGCUGUAGAUUAAAGGUGCUCUGCUAAGACUAGGUCCUCUUGAGUAUGUCUACACUACAGCACUAAUUCGAACUAACAAUUCGAAUUAGUUAAUU